GGCCACAGGGAAAGGAACUCAUCCCGCCACACUACCCUGCCCCAAGGCCCCUACACUGGUGCCAAGCCAUUCUGAUCAUGCAGCCACUGGGGAGGGCCCUGGUGAAGGGGUGUGGCUAGGAAAAGGAGCAGAUGAGGGAAGCAUAGUCCUCCAUGGCUCGGUUUUCUCACCUGUGAAGUGGAGCUAUCAGUAGGCCUUACUUGGUUGGGUUCCUGAAAGGACGGUAUUUGUGAAUAGUGCUUAAAACUGUGCCUUUACAUGUAUAGCCAACAGUGUAGGAGGCUGAGGCAGGAGCAUUGCAAGUACAAGCACAGCCUGUGUGACACAGUGAUACCAUGUCACACAGGGAUGUAGUUCAGUGCAAAGACCCUGGAUCACAUCCCUGAUACCAUAUACACAAAAGUCAAAGGUACCAUGACUCUAGCCAGCAGUGAAUGCUUGAUAAACAUGGACUGGGAGGUGGCCAGAGGGCAUGGAGUUUGCAUGAAGGAGGCUUGGGAAGUGAGCACCCGGGCCCUGGGCCAUGCUGUCGGCUUUGGACACUGGCUCAGUAGCAUCCCUGGUCCCCUGAGGGGAGGAAGGUCGGGCUGUGGAAGUGGGCAGGUGCUGGAGUGUUGGGAGCCGCAGCCCCGAGCCCGGUCGCCUCACUUGGCGGACGUGAGGCCUGUAGUAAAGAGUAAAGCCUGAGGUAGAUUACCCCUCCCAUCGAGCACGUUAGUUUCCUGCUUACCGCGUAAGCAACCCGCUCAACAAUAUAGUCUGCCUGGCAACUGAUGAUGUUAGCCAAUCAGCUUGCCUUGCUUACUUUAACAUGAUUGGACACUGUAUCCGUAUAUAUACUGGUGCCACCCCUGGGGGGGAAGAAGAAGCCCGGAAGUAGAAGCCCAGAAGGAGCCGCGGGGAGCGGACCAAAGGAGGCUUCGGCUGGGAGCGAUCCCAGGGCAGGCUGUACGGAGAAGGAAAAUAAAAGAAAAGGUUGUCCACUGCCAGACUUUGUCGUGUGUCCUUCCUGCCGGCCAGGAGCGACAUCGACAUUUGGUGGCCCGCAUGGGGACUGAUCACCCCCGAGACGUGACAGCGGACAACGCUCCAGUACAGAGCUGCGAGACAGGUGAGUUGGGGAUAAGCCUGGGCUCUGAGGGCUUUUAGACUCCCCUCAGGCUCACGCGUAAGUGGUGGAUUCCUUGGGCCUCACGCGGUGAGUAACAUAUUAAAAGAUGGGAAACAUGCUAGGUAGCAACACUAAGAGCGAGGGUGGUUGUGGAGAAAGCUCUCAAGAGCUUACAAAAGUACGCAGGGUAUUUGAGCAGGCCCAGUCGGGGAGCUCCCGAGAGGGGCCCGUCAAGGGGAACAAAGAUGCUAAGGAGAAGGACGGGGCUCUAGCCUCGGAGUCGUCUGACUCCGAGGACGAGGGAAAGUUGAAUGGCAAGGAGGCCAAAGAGACCAGCUGUCAGGAGCCUAAGUCGCUCGAUAAGGAGUCGCAGGGUUCUUUCCCAGCGUUGCGCCGUGAAUUGCGCUCCGCUCAACUUGGUCUGCGGAGGAGUGGAGAGCUCCUGAGCGCUCCCCGGCUCGAGAGGGAGGCGAAGCCUUCCGCCCCACCUUGGGGGCUGUUCCCGGAGGCGAUCCCUCGCCGCGAGGCGGCCGCCCGGGAGCUCCCUUCCCCUUCGCCAGAACAGGAAGUGAUGCACGGGCCCCCAUUUUCCGCCCAAUCAUGGCCGCCGUCUUAUGCUCCGCCACCGGCGGGUCGGUAUUUUUACAGGCGGCUUUGGCAGGGGGGACGUUUGUCUCAUGAGGUACAUCCACCACCUGGGAUAGAUAGUGGCCCCUACAGGAUAUUUCCUGUACAAGUAGCUAUGGGCCAGGGACGUAAUGCAUGGGAGCCUUUUGAGAUAAAGCAGAUUAGAGAACUUAAAAAUGCAGUUACAACCUUUGGGCCGACUGCGCCUUACACCAUUGCCAUGCUGGAGAACCUGUCUUCUGGGCCCCUCACCCCCGCGGACUGGAUUCAGCUGGCAAAGGCGUGUCUGCCCUCGGGUAGUUACCUGGAUUGGCGAGCCUGGUACGCAGAGUUCUCUGCAGAACAGGCUGAGAGAAACGCCAGUCGGGGAAACUGGGGGUGGAACAAGGAAAUGCUUAUGGGAGAAGGUCGGCAUGCUGAUGAUCAGACUCAGUUCCCCGGCGCUGUCUAUGAACAAAUCAACGCCAUAGGGCUCCGCGCCUGGAAGCAGGUAAGUGGUGCCGGAACAGCCUCCUUGUGUCUUUCAAAAAUAAUUCAGGGUACCACAGAGCCAUUUGUUGACUUUGUGGCCCGAAUGCAAGAUGCUGCCGAUAAGAUAUUUUCUGAUCCGGGAGUGGCUCGACCGCUGGUAAGGCAGCUGAUUUUUGAGCAAUGUACAAAGGAGUGCAAGGCAGCGAUAGCUCCUCAUAAGAACAAGGACCUCAACGCCUGGAUUAGGAUAUGUAGAGAGAUAGGGGGGCCGCUCUCCAACUCGGGAGUGGCUGCUCUCCUGGCCGCGGCUGUACAGCAGAGGGGACCUCGCGGGUUAGAAGGGGAAUGUAAGGCUAAAGGGUGUUUUGCCUGCGGGGAGCCAGGACACAUUAAACGUCAUUGCCCAAACAAUGCAGAUGCUAGGCCUCGCCCUAGGAAUGAAGAACCAUAUGUUUGUGGGCGAUGCAAGAGGGGAUCACACAAAGCUGAGGAGUGUAGGUCGGUCUUUGAUGCUCAGGGCAACCGUAUUUGUGGACGAGAUGCUAGAGGGCCAAAAAACGGCCAGAGGGGGCCCCCUUCACAGGCGGGCCCCCGCCCCAGAGACAGGACAGCUCAGGAUGGCAGCCUUCAACAAGGGCCACCCCUGGGUCAGCAGGUGUGGACCUCAGUGUCGCCUCCAGACUUAUAUUAGUGCCUGAUAUGGGUGUUCGAGUGGUUGAAACCACCUUUAAGGGACCGUUACCCGAAAAUUCCGUGGGUCUGGUGAUCGGGAGAUCCUCCACGGCCCUUCGGGGUCUCAUAGUAGUCCCGGGGGUCAUAGACUCAGACUACACAGGACACAUUAAAAUUAUGGUUCAAUCUCUUGUGGGUACUAUGGUAAUCAAUAAAGGAGACAAGAUAGCGCAGCUCUUGCUGCUCCCCAGUCUCCACAAGAGAUUCCCCUCAAAGCAGAAAAUUAGAGAAAGUCAAGGUUUCGGUUCCUCAGGGGAAGUCUUCGAGGGACUCCAUAUAAUACUUGAUAAAAGGCCCAUGCUCUCACUUAAGGUCAAUGGCAAGAAUAUAACAGGGCUCCUAGACACAGGAGCUGACCGUUCCAUUAUCUCUAGAAAGGAUUGGCCCUCCAACUGGCCCACCAACACUGCAGAUAACACGCUGCAGGGCCUGGGGAUGGUGUCAGCUCCUCAGGUUAGUGCUUCAACCCUGUUCUGGUGCGAUGAGGAGGGUCAUCAGGGCCAUUUCCAACCAUUUGUGUUGCAGUUGCCAGUGUCUCUAUGGGGAAGGGACAUCCUCACUCAGAUGGAUGUCACGCUUACGUCAAACUGCUCCCCCCAGGCUAAGGAUAUACUCAGGAACCAGGGAUAUACCCCCGGCAAAGGCUUGGGCAAUGCCCUACAGGGUCGGACAUCCCCAAUACCAGUAGAGAACAAAAAAGGUAGGCAAGGGCUGGGUUUUUCUUAGGGGCCGCUGAAGAAGCUCUCCUACCCACUUCGAUCAAAAUCACCUGGAGGUCAAAUGAUCCGGUUUGGGUACCUCAGUGGCCCCUGCCUAAGGAGAAGCUAUUAGCCUUGUCAAAAAUAGUCAGUACACAACUUAGAUUAGGACACAUUAAGCCGUCAACCUCCCCAUGGAACACCCCCAUUUUUAUAAUUAAGAAAAAGUCUGGCAAAUGGAGGCUGCUCCAUGAUCUAAGGGCGGUCAACGCGCAGAUGCAGUCCCUGGGGGCGGUCCAGAGGGGGCUGCCAGCUCUCUCAGCCAUCCCUCAGUCCUGGCCAGUUUAUGUUAUAGAUCUUAGAGACUGUUUCUUCUCAAUCCCCCUGCAUCCAGAGGACACUCAUAGGUUCGCCUUUACUUUACCCACCAUUAACCAAGAAAGCCCUGAUCUCAGAUACGAGUGGAUAACGCUGCCCCAAGGUAUGGCCAACAGUCCCACUAUGUGUCAGAUUUACCUUGAUUCCCUACUGGCCCCCCUACGGAAAUCCUUUCCCAAGAUAAGAUGUGUGCAUUACAUGGACGACCUUUUGCUCAGCGGCAGGGACCCAGACAUGCUAAAUAAUAUGCUCGGCCAGUUGGUCGAGGCCCUGAGACAAGCUAAUCUGCAUGUUGCCCCCGACAAGAUUCAGGGAGGAGAAAUGGUGACCUACUUAGGCGCGAAAAUCUCCCCUAUGCUAGUCUCUCCACAGAAGGUCACCAUUAGGACGGAUGGCGUUAGGACCCUAAAUGACAUGCAAAAGCUAUUGGGAGACAUUAAUUGGAUUAGGCCAUAUUUACAUAUACCAAAUUCAGAUCUCAAACCCCUGUUCGACCUUCUAAAGGGAGACCCAGAUAUAGCCUCCCACAGGAGGCUCACUCCUGAGGCAAGAGCUGCCUUACAGAGAGUGGAAAAAGCCUUAGGUGGGGCUAUCUUACACAGAAUUGAACCAGGGCGACCCUUUGAUGUCUGUUUGCUACAGACUAGUCUACAGCCCACAGCGGUGAUUUGGCAGAAAGGACCAUUACUGUGGAUACACCCUAAGGUCUCACCUGCAAAAGUCAUAGAGCAUUACCCGGAGGCAGUCGCUUCAUUGGCCCUUGAGGCGCAUGAUAGAGCUGUCCAACAUUUUGGCUCAGGACCACAAGCCAUCCGAGUACCCUAUACCGCCAGCCAGAUCAAGACCCUGGCUGCCUGCAUAGAUACAUGGGCCAUUCUGAGAUGUGUUUUCCAUGGGGAUAUAAACAAUCAAUACCCUAAAGACCCUAUCUUGUCAUUUGUCACUCAGCACCCUAUAAUUUUUCCAAAGGUUACUGCCUCUGAGCCAUUAGUCCCAGCAACUACAAUAUACACAGAUGGCUCCAAGACGGGGAUAGGCGCCUAUGUGAUCCUAGGCAAGCCCCCGGUUACCAUACAAUUUGAACCUGAUCAGCCUCAGGUGGUAAAACUGCAGAUCGUUAAAAUGAUUCUUGAACGGUUCUCAGAAGCCAUUAAUAUUGUCUCCGAUUCUAGGUAUGUGGUCAAUGCUAUGCAAGUGCUUGAGACUGCCGGUUUAAUUAGAUCCACUUCCACAGUGGCUGGGCUGUUCCUGUCUAUCCAGACAUUGCUUCAGAACAGACACCAUAAGGUCUUCACCACCCACAUAAGAGCACAUACAUCCCUGCCGGGGCCCAUGGCACAGGGGAAUGCGGCUGCUGAUACUGCCACUCGCCCGUUAUGGAUUUUUACCUUACUAACACCAAUCGAGCGAGCCCGUGCCUUCCAUGAUAAGUUUCAUGUCAAUGCCAGGACACUAGCAAACCAUUUCCAUGUUUCCAGAGCAGAUGCACGAGAUAUCGUGCGACUAUGUGACUCCUGUGCCACAUACAAACCUGCCAUACCGAUGGGAGUAAACCCUCGAGGUUUGAUCCCUGGUGAUGUUUGGCAGAUGGACAUCACACAUAUACAGGAUUUUGGGACUCUUAAAUAUGUUCAUGUUUCCACAGACACCUGUUCUCACGUCAUAUUCGCAACAGCAGAAACAGGUGAAAAAGUGUCUAAUGUGAUCAAUCAUUGCCUGGCGGCUUGGGCCGCAUGGGGCAAACCAAAAAUAUUAAAAACUGAUAAUGGACCAGCCUAUAUAGGCAAAGCCUUCAAUGAGUUCUGCAAAAUGAUGGAGGUUCAAUUAAAACAUGGUAUCCCAUACAAUCCCCAAGGUCAAGGAAUCAUUGAGAGGGCUCAUAGAAGCCUCAAAGAAAUUUUACAAAAACAAAAAGGGGGAGUAGGCCAAGGCCUGGCCCCAAAGGCACGAUUAUCCAUGGCACUAUUCACACACAAUUUUUAAAAUUUAAAUAAUGAUAAUUGCUCCCCAGCCGUGGAGCACUGCAACCCUUCCCCCAACCAUAAAGGGUGGGUGAAGUGGAAAGAUGUCCUGACAGGACAAUGGAUGGGCCCGGAUCCAGUGGUCAGCUGGAACCGAGGCGCGGUUUGUGUUUUCCCACAGGAAUCGGGACGAGAACCACUGUGGGUACCGGAGAGACUGACACGGGCGACAAAGCCCUCGACUGAAGAUCAGACCUGCCCUACCGGAGAUCCAUCACAGACCAACCAACAAGAUGAAUAGAAAUAGCGGUAGCCCGAAAUGGACAAGAAGAUCCUCAGGCAUAUGCAUGGCUCGCUCGCCUAGCCUACGACCGAGUCUAGGGGUGGCCGGCUUGCUGUUCCCUUACAUCUCCCCCUGUGAGGUACGCGUGGUCCUGAUAGUCUACUCGUCCAAGAAGAAGAUCUUCAUGGGCUGCAUCCCCAGUGACCAGAGUGGCUUCGUCAGAGCCUUACGGCAGGUCAUCACCGCCUGCAAGCAGGCAAUGGGAUCUGGUGGUGU
Molecule: messenger RNA, 6537 nt
Organism: Cavia porcellus (domestic guinea pig)
Lineage: Eukaryota; Metazoa; Chordata; Mammalia; Rodentia; Caviidae
Product: PTOV1 extended AT-hook containing adaptor protein
Exons: 3
Coding region: 1218-2900 (560 amino acids)
Biological process (GO): DNA integration; RNA-templated DNA biosynthetic process; viral process
Cellular component (GO): transcription regulator complex
Molecular function (GO): RNA stem-loop binding; zinc ion binding; RNA-DNA hybrid ribonuclease activity
Source: RefSeq, a predicted model, not a curated record